Vitis vinifera (wine grape) is the source of this 1132-nucleotide messenger RNA. RefSeq names its product protein LSD1. NCBI's taxonomy places the organism in Eukaryota, Viridiplantae, Streptophyta, Magnoliopsida, Vitales, Vitaceae. The record is from RefSeq and is a predicted model, not a curated record. The transcript has 8 exons. The coding region runs from base 258 to 773 and encodes 171 amino acids.
UUUGUGGGUGUAUUUAAAUAUAACCCUUAAUUGAAACAUCAUGAGGUUUACCGUUUUAUUCUUUGUGGGUGACGGAUCUGACCCUCCAGGCAACGAAAAGGAAUUUCAACGCGCAAUAUCCUUUCUUAAAUCUUCAAUUCUCAAAAUCUGAUUCCACCAAAUCUACAACCUUUUCACACCGUAUUUUCGCAUUCAAUUCAUCGCCUUUUCCGUUCAAUUGUUCGAGCUCGGAGAGGAAAUUCAGUUAUCAAUCAGCUAUGCAGAGCCAUCUCAUGUGUAAUGGGUGUAGGAGCAUUCUUGUUUAUCCCAGAGGAGCUACAAAUGUCUGUUGCGCAUUAUGCAAUUCAGUUACCUCAGUCCCACCUCCUGGGUUGGAAAUGGCUCAACUUAUAUGUGGAGGAUGUCGGACCUUGCUAAUGUACACUCGUGGUGCAACAAGUGUGAGAUGCUCCUGCUGUCAUACGGUGAACCUUGCACCAGCGCCAUCCAACCAGGUUGCCCAUGUCAACUGCGGGAACUGCCGAACAACACUUAUGUAUCCAUAUGGAGCUCCAUCAGUCAAAUGUGCAGUUUGCCACUAUGUUACAAGUGUUGGUAUGGUUAAUGUUAGGGUUCCAAUUCCUGUGCACAGACCUAAUGCUGCAGCAAUCUCUGCAUCAACACCCUCUACUUCAUCAAGCCAAACUGUGGUCGUCAAGAACCCUAUGUCUGUUGAUGAAAGUGGCAAAUUGGUUAGCAAUGUUGUUGUUGGAGUCACCACAGAGAAAAAAUGAUGCUGAGACCAAGAGCGGUUAGCUUACAUAGAAGAGAACCAAGUUCUUAAAACGCAUAAGAUGGAAAGGUGGAUUUAGAGAUUGGUUGUGGAUAUUAAGACGGAUAUGGGCUUUUAUAAAAUUAGAUUCAACAGACUAUUUCCAAACAUGAGGUUGUAGAUGAAAUUUUAAUAGGUGGUGUACAUUAAGAACAUAAGAGAAGUGGAAAGGUUCUUGUGAAAUGUGUGGUUAUCCCAAAGACUAAACCAUUGUUUGCUGCAUGCUUAUUCUCUAGCUGAGUGGAUGUACUCAAUGAAGUAAAUGUGUUUUCAAGUUUCAAAAAUAAAUAAAUAAAUUGAAGAACUUUUUCUGGACUUAAA